GCGGCGCGCGGCCUAACGGCGGCGGCGGCGGCGGCGGCGCUGGUGCUGGUGCGAGCGAGUUCGGCGGGUGCAGGUCCCGGCCUGCGCCUGCGGAGGACUCGGGCGGUGGGUCGAAGCGGGUGGCGCUCGCGGCAGGCUGCGCUCCGCGAUGGUGGGCGUCCCUGGAGCAGCGGCCUUCCAGCCUAGCAUUGUUCUGACUGCAUGGAGUGGAUGUACUACUGAACCAGGUGUUUUACUUCAGCUGUACCAUCUGUGGGAGCAGGUGGACAGAGCUUCUGUCAUCAGGAAAACACAGCUGUUGGUUGUGAGAAAAGGGUGCCAGCAAUGCCUGGAUCGCCUGUGGAAGUGAAGAUACAGUCAAGAUCCUCACCUCCUGUCAUGCCACCCCUCCCACCAAUAAAUCCUGGAGGACCGAGGCCAGUGUCCUUUACUCCUACAGCAUUAAGCAAUGGCAUCAACCAUUCCCCUCCUACCCUGAAUGGUGCCCCAUCACCACCACAGAGAUUCAGCAAUGGUCCUGCCUCUUCCACAUCAUCUGCAUUAACAAAUCAACAGUUGCCAGCUACUUGUGGUGCUCGGCAGCUCAGCAAGUUGAAACGCUUUCUCACUACUCUGCAACAGUUUGGCAAUGACAUCUCACCUGAGAUUGGCGAGAAGGUUCGAACUCUGGUUCUAGCAUUGGUGAACUCAACAGUGACAAUUGAAGAAUUCCAUUGCAAGCUCCAAGAGGCUACAAACUUUCCUCUUCGUCCAUUUGUGAUUCCGUUUCUCAAGGCCAACCUGCCCCUGCUGCAGCGAGAACUGCUGCACUGUGCCAGGGCUGCCAAGCAGACCCCAUCCCAGUACUUGGCUCAGCACGAGCACCUUCUGCUCAACACCAGUAUCGCAUCUCCUGCUGACUCUUCUGAACUGCUUAUGGAGGUUCAUGGAAAUGGGAAGAGGCCCAGUCCAGAAAGGAGGGAAGAGAAUAGUUUUGAAAGAGAUACAGUUCCUCCUGAACCACCUGCCAAGAGAGUAUGUACUAUCAGCCCUGCUCCCCGGCACAGUCCUGCCCUCACUGUGCCCCUCAUGAAUCCUGGGGGCCAGUUCCAUCCUACCCCACCACCUCUUCAGCACUAUACUUUAGAAGACAUUGCAACUUCUCACCUUUAUCGGGAACCCAACAAGAUGCUAGAACACCGAGAAGUUCGUGAGAGGCACCACAAUCUUAGUCUGAAUGGAGGCUAUCAAGAUGAGUUGGUAGACCACCGUUUGACAGAAAGGGAAUGGGCUGAUGAAUGGAAACAUCUUGACCAUGCCCUGAACUGCAUUAUGGAAAUGGUAGAGAAAACAAGGCGCUCCAUGGCGGUUCUGAGGCGCUGUCAGGAAUCUGAUCGUGAAGAACUCAACUAUUGGAAAAGGCGAUUUAAUGAAAACACAGAGAUGAGGAAAACUGGGACUGAGCUGGUCUCCAGACAGCACAGCCCUGGGAGCACAGAUUCGCUCAGCAAUGAUUCUCAGCGGGAAUUCACCAGUAGGCCAGGAACAGGAUAUGUACCUGUGGAGUUUUGGAAGAAAACAGAAGAAGCUGUGAAUAAGGUGAAAAUUCAGGCCAUGUCAGAGGUGCAGAAGGCUGUAGCUGAGGCGGAGCAAAAAGCUUUUGAAGUGAUUGCAACAGAGAGGGCUCGAAUGGAGCAAACCAUAGCGGAUGUCAAAAGGCAGGCUGCAGAAGAUGCUUUCCUGGUCAUCAAUGAGCAAGAAGAGUCCACAGAGAAAAUUGUUGUUCAAGCUUCAUAUGUGGAUGUAUGGUCUUCAGAAGAUAGUUGUGAGACCUGGGACAGGGGACAUGUGCCCAUGAUCCUGGCAUUUGGGAGGGAGAAGCAGGAGGAUCAGGAGUUCAAGGUCAUCCUCAGAGGACUCAGCCACAGAACUGCUGGAACUGUGGCCGAAAAGCCAGUGAGACCUGCAGUGGCUGCAAUAUUGCGCGCUACUGUGGGUCCUUCUGCCAGCACAAAGACUGGGAGCGGCACCACCGCCUCUGUGGCCAGAGUCUACACGGCCACAGUCCCCACAGCCAGAACCGGCCACUGCUCCCCGGAGGGCGGGGCUCAGCCAGGUCUGCUGACUGCAGUGUGCCCAGCCCAGCCCUGGACAAGACCUCAGCCACCACCUCACGUUCCUCAACACCUGCCUCUGUGACAGCCAUCGAUGCCAAUGGACUCUGAGCCACGGACUCUGCCCGCCCUGAUGACCACUCCACAUGGCAGAAUGCUCACACCAGGGAGCUGGCAAUUAGAACAAGUAGCCGUUGAGUCAUCAGCAAGAAACGAAUUGGCAAGAAGCAUCCGGAGGCACUCCACAGCUUCUCUAGGAUUGGCCACGUGUCCUUGGGAGAACUAGUGUGUCAGUCUCUGCACAUAGGAAGUAGCUUGAGCUGCCUCCUCCAUGGCUUUCCUGAUGUUUCUCUUCCAGCUAAAACUGGUAUAACCAGCCCUUCCUAGUGUAGACCACUAGCUUCCUCCGACUCCUUGCAUCAGCAGAUUGUCUCUAGUGUCCCACCAGGCACCUGUGCCCCAUACCAUCCACAGUAGAGGCCUCAUCUCCACCCUCAAAAGACACUGAUUGGUCUAACAGACUCGAGUAGCCAAAAAGCAGUACUCAGGACUCCUUCCUGAGCCACUCAGACCUGCUAAAUGCUCAGACAUGCCACAAAGAAGCCACCACUUCAGUAAAGUCUCUAGCAAUGGUAAUAAAUUAAAGCAGUCUUCCCCAAGCAUCGUAGAUAGUUUUGGACAAGAUUUUCCAACCUGGCCAGCUCCAUCAGUUUGGAGCCCAUCCUCCAACGCCAGUGUUUCACUUGAUUUUGCUUGUGCAAAAAAUAAUCUCCAUCGCAUGGAUUGGUCUGAAAGAGGAUGAAACCAUUGUGUUAGUCUUUUCUCUGAGCAUGUUGGCCAAACUAAACCAUUGAGUGCAUCACCUCUUGGAAAUGCAAAACCCUCUGCUGCUGCUUGACUGUUCGAACAGUCGUCUUGUUCUUUGUGUCCUUUGCUCUCUCAGAUGGUGCAUGUCUGGAUCACUGCAGAUAUCUCUUGCCCAUGGAUUCUGUUUGGCACCUGUCAGGCUACAGUUUGAGCAGUGCUCCUGACCCUGGUGGGAUUAUCACACCUGGUUUUGUGGCAUUACACCCCUUCAUGGGUUCAUUAUCAGGUGAACAUUCUCAGCCUCCUUUUUCUGUGUUAUGUGUUUGAUAGCAUCCCUCACAGCUCAGAAAGAGUUUGUGAAGUGUGGGAACCAUUUUGAAAAGCCUGACUGGUUUUUCUUCCCAUCUUCAGGGAUUUUUUUCAAUAUCCUGAUUCUCCAAAUAGAACAUCAUCUGUACCCUAUUUAUCAGGCUAAGUACUGCCAUUUGAGUUUUGUUAGAAGCCUGAGAACCUUGCCCCUACCACUCAUUAUCCUCCAGUAUCCUCUUGCCCUAUACAGUCAAUUGGGAUGAGUCAUUGACUUGAUCCUGUUGGCUUUUGGAAGCUGUGGUCACCUUCUGUACAAUGACCAAGCCUGAGUACUAGCCCUUGCCCCAUAAAGGCAUGGAUGGCAUUGUCCUUGCAUACAGUUAAAACUGAUUUUAAGAUUUUUGAGUCCCUGCAGGGCGGUGGUGACACACACCUUCAAUCCCAACACUUGGGAGGCAGAGGCAGGUGGAUCUCUAUGUUUGAGGCCAGCCUGGUCUACAGAGCUAAUUCCAGGACAGCUAGGGCUACACAGAGAAACCUCGUCUCGGAAAAAAAACCAAAAAAGAAAAAGAAAAAAGAUUUUUGAGUCCCUACCUUAUUUGAACAAGAAUUUUCAGUCUUAGAAAGUUAGACCUUUAAAAUCAUGUUUCUGCAUAGAAUACCCAAGACCCACUGCUUGUCAGACAGCCUAGUGCAGCCUGGCCUCCCAGGCCACAUCCCCAUCAGCCUGCUGUUGUAGUGUCCUAGCCACUGGGGACAACUUUGAUUUUCUAGGUAGAGUCAGGGCUGUGUCAUGAGAAGAUCCCAGGCUUCUGGGAGUCUGAGAAUGUCUCCUGGUGUGCCCUGGGUCCAUUAUUCAUUAGUAAAUUGGAUGAACACCCAAGUUAAAAUCUUGCGGCCACAGGACUACUCCAGAUAGUUAGAAUAAAGAUCUGGAACCAGCACACUACUUCUUACCAGGUUGGAGAUCAGUUUCUACAACAGAGGUUUGGGGUGAGAGCCUGGCAUACUUUUGUGGGCUACAUGGUUGCCCUAACAGAUUCUCAGUUUCUAUAGUCCUAUUUGGGGACUGUGUGGCUUCUGUGCCCUGCAUAGGUUUGUCUAUUGACCUAGACAAUACUUGACACUAUAUAGUUCAGUUCUCAGACCUGUCACUGUCUUGACUCUGGUCAGUAUCACUCUUAAGUGGCAUCUGCUUAGGACUUGCUUUUCAGAGUCAAGGAGUUCCUUUCUGCAGUUCUCCAGCUCCUUCCUAGUCAGGAGGAGCAGCAGCAGCAUCUGGGGUAGGAGCUGGAGUUACAUGAGUGAGUCCUGGCUCCCCACUUCAUUUCUAGUCUGCUAAUAUGACCCGUUACUAGGCUGCAAGUGAACGUAAAGCUUCCAUUCAUCACACUAAGACAGAAAAGAAGAAACAGCUGAGUCAGCCUACUCAGAGGUCUGGCUUCUGCAAUAACUAUUUGGGGAACAAGAAAGAUCAGGCCUUUAUCAUCCUUUUCCAAGUGAGAUAAAAUCGCAGGAACCAGACAACACCAAAAGGUAGCCAGACUGGAGUUACACAGUCAUUUCUCACUCCAGCAAAUGGUGAAGACUUGGUAGGUAGGACACUGUGGAAGCUAGGUUGAGAUGUGGCAUAUUUGGUAGUGUGGCUAGCACGCAGAAGUCCUGGAUCUGAUUCCCUGUAUGACAUAAACCAGCCAUGGUGGUGCAUAUCUGUAAUCUCAGCAUUUGGGAGGUGGAAACAGGAGGACCAGAAGUUUAAGGUCAUCCUUAGCUACAUAGCAAUUCCAAGGCCAGCCUGAGUUACAUAAGACCUAUCUCAACAAAAAGACCCAUUGAAGAAGGGUCCCUGCAGCAGCUCCAUCAGAUUGACUCAUGCCAACAGGUGGUGGUAAGGGCACAGGCUGAGUGGUUUUUCCCUGAGUCUCUAAGUCACAUGCUGCCAUCUAUCUGUGUGGAAACAACAUUGCACCCCCACCCCCAGGUCUGCUCAGGGCGUUGGCUGUUCUGCAGUGUGGACUCUUACCCAUUUGAUCCCCGGGAAGUGCAUUUUAGUUUGUAUAUCCCUGUCCUAAAAGAUGAAGUGGCCCGUACCUGCUUAUAGAGUGCGAAGACAUUUUUCUGAGUGAUUCUGGAAGCUAUCUCAGCAAGUAUGUGAGGACUCACAGAACUGCAAGUGUAUGGUAGUGGGUUCUCUCUGGAGCAUAAGGAAUGAGCAGAUGGCCAUCGUCCUGGAAACUGCAGCCGGGAUUGUGAGUUGAAUAACCCAUUACAAAUAGGACACAUCUUGAGGCUUUCUUCAGAACUGUACUAGAACCAAGGUUUCCAGGCUCCUGGCACAGGAGACCAAGCCAGUGUGCUUUGAUUAAUGUUAGCUGUUUGCAGAGAACUGGGUGGUGGCAUGUUUGAACCAAAUGUGAGAAAAACCAGAAGGAACUGAGCUGGCCAUUGUGGGCCAGGUGGCCAGCUGUGGAAGAUCCUUGACCCGGCAGCUGCUGAGCAGAGCCUGCCCACUCAAGUAUAUUCCUUGUAAAGCCAAAAUGCUGAACUACCUGCUUCUGUCUUAUGUGUUGACACCCAUUUCCAAAGAUGAUGGAGUAAGUGUGAACGAGGAGGAGGUUGAGGUGGUGGGUGAUGAUUCGCCCCUCCCAUCUCUCCUUCCACAGCCCAGGAGGUGAUGCUUCCCACUCAGACCACAUCUUAUCAGGCCUCCAGAUGCCCAGUGUAAACUGUCAGUGCUUAUACCAAAUAGGGCAUGUGCAGCUGGUGUCUGUCAGGGACAGCCCAGUCCCUGCCGUGUAGUUGCCAGGGAGAAGCUGCAACAGUUGUUCGGUGAAUGGUUGAAAGGGCUGUUUGAUAUAAGGCCUUCAUUCCAUUCCUGUGGCUUUCCAAGUUCCUGAUGAGGCUACAAAGGCUCCAUCCCUACAGAAAACCAAUAAUGUAAAUAGAAAGCCAAGCCUUCAAGCAUGGUUUGCAGAGGUGGGUGAUGAAUGUGAAGCCACCUGCAGGACACAUUUGAGUCUGGUUUUUCUGUGCUUUGUCAUUUGACUCAAUAGGAACUUUUGUUACUUAACUCUGUGUAUAACUUAUUUAAUGUACUGUAUAAAUGAACCAAAACUGUUAAAUACGUAUUUAGUUUGUUCUACUUAAAGUAGUUAAUAAAAAUGCUAUAUUCCUUUUCUGACUCAA
Molecule: messenger RNA, 6395 nt
Organism: Peromyscus californicus insignis
Lineage: Eukaryota; Metazoa; Chordata; Mammalia; Rodentia; Cricetidae
Gene: Cbfa2t2
Product: CBFA2/RUNX1 partner transcriptional co-repressor 2
Exons: 13
Coding region: 325-2178 (617 amino acids)
Biological process (GO): negative regulation of DNA-templated transcription; DNA-templated transcription
Cellular component (GO): nucleus
Molecular function (GO): transcription corepressor activity
Source: RefSeq, a predicted model, not a curated record